AUGGAACGUCUCAUCGCCACCGAACCAUGCUCCCUAACUGGAGUAGAUUCCGACAACAAACACCUUCCCAAGGUCAAUGAAAAGGUCAAACAAUUGAAGGUGGAUGACUUGACACAAACCGACAAAGACAACUUGAAGAGUCGUUUAAGUUUCGUUUGGAAGGAGUCCGACGAACAUUCCCUGAGACGGGGAACAUCGGUGACUACAUGGCGACAGAACCGAGCCCGUCGAACGUAUAGAGCUAUUCAAGAGGCUGACAACCAUUUAUUUCUCGCUGUUUUAUUGGCAAUACCACCAACUGAAUGUGGGAAAACACGUUUUGACAACACGACAGAGUAUUUGCUCAAGCUUGGAGAUUACAGAUCAUAUCAUAUGGAGCUGAGUCUCGCGACAAAGCGGUUUUUCGAGUCAACCGCUGCAGAACAAGGCUUGAAGAACGCCGACGUGAGCAAGAAUACGCCCCUUUUUGCGUGA
Molecule: messenger RNA, 474 nt
Organism: Histoplasma mississippiense
Lineage: Eukaryota; Fungi; Ascomycota; Eurotiomycetes; Onygenales; Ajellomycetaceae
Exons: 2
Coding region: 1-474 (157 amino acids)
Source: RefSeq, a predicted model, not a curated record